Brassica rapa (field mustard) is the source of this 1331-nucleotide messenger RNA. Its product is annotated as protein LNK4. NCBI's taxonomy places the organism in Eukaryota, Viridiplantae, Streptophyta, Magnoliopsida, Brassicales, Brassicaceae. The record is from RefSeq and is a predicted model, not a curated record. Gene Ontology annotation, biological process: circadian rhythm; regulation of DNA-templated transcription.
ACACAGAAAAAGAUAUGGCCAACACGUGGACCAAUGAGAGAGUUGGUUUAGAUGGAGGAGUAAUCUGAGCCACAAAUCUCGCCCGUGAAUCCUCUGCCACUAAAAUUAGUUAAAAACCCACUUCCGUCAACUUGCUCCUGUCUCUUUGUCUUCUCUCCUUCACUCACACACAAAUCUGCAAAGACAGAACACAAACUCAUAAUCACAAAAGAAGGAUACUUCUGAUUCAGAUCUGAACAAAGUUAUGGAUUGUUAUUCAAAGAGGAACGGUGAGGAUCUAGUCGUGCCUAGCUAUCAGGAGACAUCGGAUUCAUACCAAUCUUCUGAUAUGUGGGGUGGAUGGAGCAUGAACUCCCAGAAAGCUGCGGAGAAGUGCUUUGACUUCGAUGUGAUUAACAAUGGAUUCAGCGGAGGGUUAUACAGUCAGAUGGAUAUGGAGAUGGAGAUGGAGAUGGGGACGAGUGGAGAAGUAAAACAAGAAGAAGAAGAUGAGGAAUCAAAGAGGUUCAAGUCUGCUGGUUGUUUCUAUAACUCUACUUCGUCGCUUCAUGACUUCGAUGGGAUCCAACAGAUGGAUGACAUGUUCUUAAGUUCCAUUUUGGAGGAUGUUCCAGGGAAUGGGAAUCUCCAUUGUUUCAAAGAGUCGGAUAAUAACAGCCCCGGCUCUUCCUCUGUUGCGUAUCUUGACACUCUCGACGGCAGAGAAGUACCCAUGUAUCAAUACAACUGGGAAGCUUGUAAUGACAUGCCUCUUAUGGAGGGGGAGGAACCAAUGAAAAUCUCAGAUCUGUGUGAGGAGAAGAACUUGGAAGAGCCAUCCACAGAAGAAGUUGUGUUGCAGGAUCUACAGAGGGCUAGUGAAAAGUUGACUGAUGUUACCCGCAAAUGCUUCCGCGAUACUUUCUACCGGCUUGCAAAAAACUCACAACUGAAGUGCGAAUCAGGCAACAUUAACACGGAGGAGUUUCUCCAGGAUACAACCUUCAGUGGGAACAUAAACAAGAAGACCGAGUCUGAAACGAACUCAAUAGACAGAGCCGUUGCCAACCUCACGUUCAACAAUAUGGAAUCCAACAUGAGGAAUAUACCUCCACCAAAGAGAGUUUCUUGUAAUCAAGGGUAAGAGCAAGCUUCAAAACAAGAACAAAGAUGUGUGUAUAUAUAUCUAAAUAUAUAAUAUUAUGUGUGUGUAAGUUGCUUUGGCUUUGACUUUCCAAGCUUCAGUUUUGAUCUGUUCAAAAUACACUCUGAUCAAGCUUCGUUGACUUUGUUCCUGGAUUUCGUUUUUCUUGAUGUAACGUGUUGUUUACUGAAUGAAACUCGCUUACACA